AGCCGGGUGGAAAUGGCGCGCGGGGGCUGAUGGGAAAUCUGUUACAUCCAGGAAGACCAGAGACACGGAACCGACAGACUAAACACACCCACUGGACUCGAGCGAGAAAGGCUUUAACGCUUUAAACCCACUUACGGUUGUCAGAAGGCGAAGGCAUGGCAGAGCUGGCGGGUCUGGUGCAGAGGUUGGAGGUCGCUGUUGGCCGUCUGGAGGCCAUUUCCAGCACAGGAGGUGCCGGUGGCACUGCUUCAGCCGGUGGAGCUGUGUCUGCGUACGUCGAGGCUUUCGAUGGACUGAUCUCAGGCCCUGUUGCUGAAUACAUGACUCUGAGUCAGAAAAUAGGCGGCGACGUUAAGAAGCAUGCUGAUAUGAUGAAGCAAGCGUUCACCUCUCAGAGGCAGGUUCUUGUGAUCGCCUCCACCUCCCAGAAACCCUCUGAUGUUGUUUUGACGUCUCUGCUGGCUCCGGUGUCUAAAGUGAUUCAGCAAGUGCAGGCGUUCCGAGAGCAGAACCGUUCCUCUCAGCUCUUCAACCACCUCUCGGCCGUCAGCGAAAGCGUGCCUGCCCUCGGCUGGGUAGCCAUGGCCCCUAAGCCAGGUCCUUAUGUCAAGGAAAUGCAGGAUGCUGCCAUGUUUUACACAAACCGUGUGCUCAAGGAUUAUAAAGACAAGGACAAAACUCAUGUGGAUUGGGUCAAGGCCUACUUGGCUAUCUGGACCGAGCUGCAAGCAUACAUAAAGCAACAUCACACCACCGGACUGGCUUGGAGCAAGACUGGUCCAGUUGCCUCAGCAUCUGGAGCUCCUGCUGCCCCAAGCUGUGGAGCUGCUCCUCCUCCUCCUGGCCCCCCUCCUCCACCUGCUGAUCUGGAGAAGUCAGGAAGUGGAGACUCCGGCCCCACUAGUCGUAAUGCUCUCUUCGCCUCCCUCAACAAGGGAGCUGAUAUUACUAAAGGGCUGAAACAUGUGUCUGAUGACCAGAAGACCCACAAGAAUCCUAACCUGAGGUCUCAGACAGGCCCUGUGAGCACAGGACCCAAACCUUUUUCAUCCCCCCGUCCAACUGCCUCUGCUACUCCAGCUCGCACCCUGCCUCCAGUGCUGGAGCUUGAAGGCAAAAAAUGGAGAGUGGAGAACCAUGAAGGUGCUCAGGGCCUGGUGAUCAGUGAUACAGAGCUCAAACAGGUGGUCUAUGCAUUCAAGUGCAACAACAGCACUCUCCAGAUAAAGGGAAAGAUCAACUCAAUCACCAUAGACAACUGCAAGAAAUUGGGUCUCGUUUUUGAUGAUGUUGUGGGUAUUGUGGAGGUGAUCAACUCCAGGGAUGUUAAAGUCCAGGUUAUGGGCAAGGUUCCGACCAUUUCCAUCAAUAAGACUGAUGGUUGCCAUGUGUACCUGAGUAAGGACUCGCUGUCAUGCGAGAUCGUCAGUGCCAAGAGCUCAGAGAUGAACGUGCUGGUGCCUGGCAAAGAUGGAGAAUUUACUGAGAUUCCAGUCCCUGAGCAAUUCAAAACGGUCUGGGAUGGCAAAAAGCUGGUCACUACAGCCACAGAGAUCGCAGGCUAAAAGCCUCACCCAUGAUAUUCCACCCCCACCUUUGCCAAUGCCUGCCUACCUGACUGACUGACCAACCAGCCAAUCACAAACAAAACUGAAAUGCUAAUCGUCUCCACAUUCCCCAUCACCCAACCAGAGACGUCGCUAAACAUUUCUUCAGCCUAUGAGAUGGCAGUUUGCUUCAUGUGGCAUCAUGAAACUUUCCAUUCCAUUUGAUGUUUUAAUAGCAAUUUUUUCGUUGCCAACAAUCAAGUUGUUCUGCUGUUUUUGAGCAUUCCAAGGAAAAUAAAAUGUGAACAGCCAAAAUUAUGCACAUAUGCUUUAUAUUCAUUUUUAUUUGUCUAAUUUUUGGUCUUAUAAUGAAAUGGCUGAUUCCAGGUUUUUUUUUUUUUUUUUUUGCUUUACAUCAUCAGGGGGUAGAAGUUGUGUUCGGGUGAGGGAGUCCUUAGUGAUUUCUGUUCUAUAUAUGCAAAUCUGUCCUAAAGCACACAAACUUUUCCUCAAAAAAAAAAAUCAGUGCUAGUGUUUCAGACAUUGAUGAAUUUAUUUAUGCUUCUCGGGUAAUUGAAACCAAGAUUUAUUUACCCAAAUUAGACCACACUUUGGAGGAAAUAAUGGAUUACAUAUUGUUUUAUCGUUGUAUUUACGUACCAGUAAAGCAAAAAUAAUCUUGAAAGAUAUAAUAAUAAAUGGAUAUGGCUUCCAUUUCAUACUGUAUUCCAACGUACAGAGCACACUCUCUAAAGCACUGUAAAUCAACAUUCCAUGAUAAUUAAAAGAGGUACAGUAAGGAUAGUGACCAUUAAUGUAGGAACUUCCUUCUUCUCUAAUUCUCGCUGCAAAAUUCCUGUUAAGACUUUAGAUACUGGUAUCUUCAAGAUGAACAGUCACUGAAUUCUAGUUAUCAAAUUAUUUCCUAUGAUGUUCAGUAUACACAAUUUUUAAAUAGAUGCAUCCACCACUAUUUCUGCUUAAUCCUUUUAAGAGCAUUUUCUUCUCAUAGCACUCAGGCCAUUAAAUAUUUUUUUUUUUUUAUUGAAUUCUCUUGUUUUGUGUUUUUUUUGGUCAGCAAUUAUAAUUCUGCUCAAUAUUAGUACUGGAGUAAAAUAACAUUAAAAUGGUUGCAAACAAA
This is a messenger RNA of Clarias gariepinus (North African catfish), 2688 nucleotides long. RefSeq names its product CAP, adenylate cyclase-associated protein 1 (yeast) (gene cap1). The transcript is spliced from 13 exons. Gene Ontology annotation, molecular function: adenylate cyclase binding; actin binding. The record is from RefSeq and is a predicted model, not a curated record. Gene Ontology annotation, biological process: regulation of adenylate cyclase activity; cell morphogenesis; cytoskeleton organization. The coding region runs from base 156 to 1565 and encodes 469 amino acids. Gene Ontology annotation, cellular component: cytoplasm. Lineage: Eukaryota; Metazoa; Chordata; Actinopteri; Siluriformes; Clariidae.